ACUGCGUCAGCAACAGCUGUCCUGCAGCCCCGCGCUGGCUGCCAGAAGGGGAGAAUUACGUCCUCAGUGUAAGGCUUGACGGAAGACUUGAUUUUUUUUUUUAAUCAAGUUUCUUGGAUUCUGUGGGAAUAUUUGCUUUACCGUGCAAGCUUCUUCUAGGGAAACCCUGGUGAGGCGGUAUCCCUUUGCAAUGCGAAGAUGGCGACCCUGCACCCUCCCCCAAGCAUCUAUGCAGUCCGCCCCUUCACCCAGAAGUCACUGGCGGAGAUCGAGAGGCUCAAGGAGGAAAGAGAAAAGGCCGCAGAAGUAGAAGUAGGCCAAGAGGAGCAAGAGCUGGCAGUCCCGAAUGCUGACCUGGAGGCAGGAAAGAACCUGCCUAUGAUCUACGGAGACCCUCCACCAGAGCUGCUCAACACACCUCUGGAGGACCUGGACCCCUUCUACGAAGCACAGAAAACAUUCAUUGUGAUCAGCAAAGGAAACACGAUCUACAGGUUCAAUGCUGAACCAGCUUGCUACAUUCUGAGCCCCUUUAGUUUGGUUAGGAGAGGAGCCAUCAAAAUUCUCAUACAUUCAUAUCCUUUCAACUAUUUUAAAUUAUUUAGCAUGUUCAUCAUGAUUACAAUUCUCUCGAAUUGUGUAUUCAUGACGAUGAGCAACCCACCAGCAUGGAGUAAAACCGUCGAGUAUGUUUUUACUGGUAUUUAUACCUUUGAGGCAACCGUCAAAGUGUUGUCCAGAGGUUUCUGUGUUGGACCUUUUACAUUCCUUCGAGAUCCAUGGAAUUGGCUGGAUUUCAUGGUGAUCAGCAUGGCAUACAUCACUGAGUUUGUUGACCUUGGCAACGUGUCGGCCCUCAGGACAUUUCGUGUACUUCGAGCCCUCAAAACAAUUACUGUGAUUCCUGGUUUGAAAACCAUCGUGGGCGCUUUGAUCCAGUCAGUAAAGAAGAUGGUGGACGUCAUGAUUCUGACCGUCUUUGCUCUCGCAGUUUUUGCCCUUGUCGGCCUUCAGCUUUUCAUGGGAAAUUUGCGUCACAAAUGUGUGCGGUGGCCUAUUGAAUUAAAUGAAACUGAAUUUUUUAACACCACAUCAGCGUUCAAUGACACCGUGUCCUUCAACAACACAAUGGGCGGAAAUUAUACGUAUUCCAACGGUACCUUCAGUUUUAUGGAAUACAUAGAAAACCCAGAUAAUCACUAUUAUUUGGAAGGCAGCCUAGAUGCUCUUCUUUGUGGGAACAGCUCUGAUGCUGGAAAGUGCCCCGAAGGAUACACAUGCAUGAAGGCUGGGAGGAACCCCAACUUUGGCUACACCAGCUUUGACUCUUUUGGCUGGUCCUUCCUGGCCCUCUUCAGACUCAUGACCCAGGACUACUGGGAGAACCUUUUCCAGCUGAUCCUGCGGGCGGCUGGUAAGACAUACAUGCUGUUCUUUGUGGUGAUCAUCUUUCUGGGCUCCUUCUACCUCAUCAACCUCAUCCUGGCUGUGGUAGCCAUGGCGUAUGAAGAGCAGAAUCAGGCAAGUCAGCGAGAGGCCAUAGAGAAAGAGGAGGAGUUCCAGCGGCUACUGGAGCAACUCAAGAAUCAAGAACAGGCUCAACUUGGGAGCCAAGCCACUCUAAUCAGUAAGAAGACGCUCAGUCAUCACACAUCAUCUGAGUUGGCUGAUGAUGAACAGAGUCUUGAACAGGACAAAUUCAUCAAGGAUUGUAAUGGGAGAAUCAUUCCCCAUCUGCUCAUCAGAGCACCCACCAUGGAUGAGUCUGCUGCAGAUUACGAACUCAGAGAGAAGUCACUGGGCUCUGCGCACAGCAUGCUUCAUGUGGAAGAAUCAGGCCUGACACAGAGAUCUGCUAGUGCUAUGACUGUGCUCUCUGCAGCUGCUAUGGAAGAGUUGGAGGAUUCUCAGAGGCCGUGCCCACCUGGCUGGUACAAGUUUGCUGAUAUUUUCCUGAAGUGGAACUGCUGCACGCCCUGGGUGACCUUUAAAGAGUGGGUGCUCUUUGUGGUGAUGGACCCCUUUGUCGACUUGGCCAUCACCAUUUGCAUCGUGCUCAACACCCUCUUCAUGGCCAUGGAGCACUAUCCCAUGACUCCGGAAUUUGACAACAUGCUCUCAGUGGGGAAUCUGGUUUUCACUGGGAUCUUCACAGCGGAAAUGUUCUUCAAGCUCAUCGCCAUGGACCCCUACUAUUACUUUCAAGUUGGCUGGAACAUUUUCGACAGCAUCAUUGUCACUCUCAGUCUAGUGGAGUUGGGUCUGGCAAAUGUCCAGGGACUCUCUGUGCUCAGGUCUUUCCGUCUGCUUCGUGUCUUCAAGCUAGCCAAAUCCUGGCCCACACUCAACAUGCUGAUCAAGAUCAUUGGUAACUCAGUAGGUGCUUUAGGAAACCUGACUUUGGUGCUGGCCAUCAUCGUCUUCAUCUUCGCCGUGGUGGGCAUGCAGCUUUUUGGCAAGAGCUACAAAGACUGCGUGUGCAAGAUAUCCUCAGAGUGCGAGCUGCCGCGCUGGCACAUGAACGACUUCUUCCACUCGUUCCUCAUUGUGUUCCGCAUCCUGUGCGGGGAGUGGAUCGAGACCAUGUGGGACUGCAUGGAGGUGGCCGGAGCUGGGAUGUGUCUGGUUGUGUUCAUGAUGGUCAUGGUCAUUGGAAAUCUAGUGGUGUUGAACCUCUUCCUGGCCUUGCUGCUCAGCUCGUUCAGUGGAGACAACCUCUCAGCGGGAGACGAUGACGGAGAGAUGAACAACCUGCAGAUCGCCAUUGGCCGGAUCACGCGGGGCAUCGACUGGUUCAAAGCUUUCGUCGUUCGAACGCUCCUGCAGAUUCUUCACAGAAAGCCCAAGGAACCUGAGGAGGGUCCAGUGGACGAAGCGGACCCUAAAAUGGAGGGAAUUGAAAUGAACCACUUGGACACCAGUCAGAAUUUCAAAGUGGCAGAUGGAAUAGCUAACUGUGCAGUUGAAGGCCGGCCUUCUGGAUUUACUGUGGAUGGAGAGCUCAGUCUCAAUGUGCCAAUUGCCCAGGGAGAGUCAGACUUUGAAAACCUGGGCGAGGAUGAUGAUGAUGAUGAUGACGAUGAAGAAGAUGAAGAUGAUGCUGAUUAUGAUAAUGACUUUUCAUCUGAGAUUUCAGAUGAAAAAAAUGACCAACAUAACACAGAAAACUCAGAACAUGGAAGUAUUAUGCCAAGAAAUGCCAAACUCAUGGGUGCUUUGAGUGAUGGGGAUUCUUCAAUAUGCAGCACAGUGGACUAUCAACCACCUGAGCCUGAACCAGAAGAAGAGGAAGAAGAAGAGCCAGAGCCAGUGGAGCCAGAGAGCUGCUUCACUGACAACUGUGUGAAGCGCUGGCCAUGUCUGACUGUGGACAUCACCCAAGGUAGGGGCAAGAAAUGGUGGAACCUCCGUAGGACUUGCUUCACCAUUGUGGAGCAUGACUGGUUUGAAACCUUCAUAAUCUUUAUGAUCUUGCUCAGCAGUGGAGCUCUGGCCUUUGAAGACAUAUACAUAGAAAGACGGCGAACCAUCAAAAUUAUUCUGGAGUAUGCUGACAAAGUUUUCACCUACGUCUUUGUCAUCGAGAUGCUCCUUAAAUGGGUGGCUUAUGGCUUCAAGACUUACUUCACCAACGCCUGGUGUUGGUUAGACUUUUUCAUCGUAGAUGUCUCCCUGAUUAGUUUAGUUGCCAACUGGAUGGGCUACUCUGACCUUGGACCAAUCAAAUCCCUCAGAACCCUCAGGGCACUAAGGCCUCUCCGCGCAUUGUCGAGAUUUGAAGGGAUGAGGGUGGUGGUGAACGCUCUUGUCGGGGCGAUUCCCUCCAUCUUCAACGUGCUUCUGGUGUGUUUGAUCUUCUGGCUUAUCUUCAGCAUCAUGGGAGUUAACCUGUUCGCCGGCAAGUUCUACCGCUGCAUCAACACCACCACAGAGGAGCUCUUCCCCAUGACAGAGGUCAACAACAGGAGCGACUGCAUGGCCAUCAAAGAAGCCACACAGGAGGCGCGCUGGGUCAACGUCAAGGUCAACUAUGACAAUGUUGGGAAAGGAUACCUGUCCCUACUUCAAGUGGCUACUUUUAAAGGUUGGAUGGAUAUCAUGUAUGCUGCUGUUGACUCAAGAGAGGUAGAGGAGCAGCCUUCGUAUGAGAUCAACCUCUACAUGUACAUAUACUUUGUCAUCUUCAUCAUCUUUGGCUCUUUCUUCACACUCAACCUCUUCAUUGGUGUCAUUAUCGACAAUUUCAACCAACAAAAGAAAAAGUUUGGAGAUAAGGACAUAUUUAUGACUGAGGAACAAAAGAAAUACUACGAAGCCAUGAAGAAACUGGGUUCCAAAAAGCCGCAGAAGCCAAUUCCACGUCCGACAAACCGAAUCCAGGGCAUGGUGUUUGACUUCAUCAGUCAGCAGUUCUUUGACAUCUUCAUCAUGGUGCUCAUUUGCCUCAAUAUGGUGACCAUGAUGGUGGAGACAGACAAUCAGAGCGCGGAGAAGGAGGACUUCCUCUUUAAAGUAAACGUGGCUUUUAUUGUCGUCUUCACCGGAGAGUGUGUGUUGAAGCUUGUUGCCCUGCGACAAUACUUCUUCACCAAUGGAUGGAACAUUUUUGAUUUUGUUGUGGUCAUUUUGUCAAUAGCAGGUACAAUGCUCUCAGACCUGAUUGAGAAGUACUUUGUGUCACCAACUCUGUUCAGAGUGAUCAGACUGGCCAGAAUAGGCAGGAUUCUCCGUCUUAUUAAAGGAGCAAAGGGCAUUCGGACGCUUCUCUUUGCUCUAAUGAUGUCACUUCCUGCCCUAUUCAAUAUUGGUCUCCUGCUCUUCCUCAUUAUGUUCAUCUUUUCCAUAUUUGGCAUGUCAAACUUCGCCUAUGUUAAAAAGGAGGCUGGAAUCGAUGACAUAUUUAACUUUGAGACAUUUGGCGGCAGCAUCAUCUGCUUGUUUCAGAUCACAACAUCAGCAGGCUGGGACGGGCUUUUACUUCCAAUGCUGAACAGGGAGCCUCCAGACUGUGAUCCAGACUUCGAGAACCCAGGCACGGACGUAAAGGGUAACUGUGGCAACCCGGGUAUGGGCAUGAUGUUCUUCUGCAGCUACAUCAUCAUCUCAUUCUUAGUGGUGGUCAACAUGUACAUUGCCAUCAUCUUGGAGAACUUCAAUGUGGCGCAGGAGGAGAGCGGUGAUGCGCUCUGUGAGGAAGACUUUGAGAUGUUCAAUGAGACUUGGGAAAAGUUCGACAUAGAUGGAACUCAGUUCAUUGAGUAUAGCCAGCUCUCCGAUUUUUGUGAUACAUUGCAGGAGCCGCUGAGGGUGGCAAAGCCCAACCGGCUUCGCCUGAUCGAAAUGGAUCUGCCCCUGGUCAUCGGGGACAGGAUCCACUGCCUGGAUGUCUUGUUGGCCGUCACGCAGAUGGUCUUGGGAGACACAGUGGAGAUGGCAGCAAUGCGGGAGAGCAUUGAGGCUAAGUUUAUCCUGAGCAACCCCACCUCAGACUCCUUCGCGCCGAUCACUACGACGGUACGCCACAAAGAAGAGCAGAGCGCCGCUGUGGUCAUUCAGACGGCUUACCGCAAGCACCUGCUGAAACGCUGCAUACGCCACGCCGCUUUUAUGCACCGCUCCAAGAGGAUGGGGAGAAAGGAGGAAAGUGAAGAUCCACCGGAAAAAGAAGGGCUGCUCGCGCGAAAGCUGGGAGUGCUCUAUGGGAGCAAUGUGGACCUGGCAGAGGAGAUGGAGCAGGCCGCGUUAGAGACUCUAGCAAGCCAAGAGCCUCCUAAUCCUGAGACAUUGUCACAUUACCCGGGGGCCCAGUGUGGUCCAGAACCACCUGAGCCAAACAUCAUGGUUGUACCCGUAGAAAUAACUAAUGAGGUUUUAUUACAUUCUGCCCCCCACCAACGCCUCUUGACCCUACAGGAAAACCUGAGAGAGUCAAUUGUAUAACAAACAGCACAAAAUAAUCAAUUAUAUCUUCCCCCUGUUGUUUUUUUUACCAGCCAAGGGAGUAGUGUUAGUUAGAUCUCACUAAUGAUGCAGAAUUUUCCACAUUAGAUGAAUAGGUUAACACAGUGUUAAUGAAUAUUUUUAUCUGUGUUUCUUUUUGAUAAUUAAACUUAACAAACAUUUCCUGUUUUUUUUUUUUUUUUUCAUGCAACAUUAAAGUGUCAUUUUGGGGUGAAAGUGAAACUGUAGAGCAUGGUUUUUCUCCGAUAGCAACCAUAUAGUCAUCAGCAAAAUAAUAUUAUUAAUGCUAAAUGGGAAGCAUAGGUAAAUCAACAAGUCUACAUCACUUUGUGUAAUGUUCAAUAAGAAUUCAUCUGGAUUAAUAUGGAAAAUGGAUAUACUCAAAUAUUCAGUUACCAUUUGUCUGUGUUUAACGUCCCACUGUAACCUCUUUUCUGUGCCUGUGAUAGUUUUUAAUUAUGAGUUUGUUAGUUUGUAAUUGUGGCGGUAAAUUCUACUUUAAUUGACAUCUCCAAAUUAAAGGCACAAAUUAGAUGUGAUUGCUCAGGAUUUAGAUGAACACAGAGAACUUCAGAGAGUUGAAAGACUUACAGUCUUUACAUUCAAUAUCAGCCAAUAAAAAACUUCAUAGUGUUUGUUAGUGUAGAGUGAAAAAUCGUUGUGGACCAGAAUCUGUGAUUUGACAUAUUUCUAGUGAAAAAAAAAAACAAUUUUGAAAUCACAAACCUAGAUACACUGUUGCUCAUAAAGUUGGAAUCAAAUAUGUUUUACCUCUUUCCAUGAAAUGAUUGUGACAAUGUCAUUUAUUCUUGACAGAUAAAGUGUAUAUCUUCUCAAAACUUUAGUAGUCAAUCUCUUCCAAAGUGAUUACUGAUGCAUUUAAAUAGGAAUAAACAGAGGAUUGUGUCUUAAAACAAAAUUAUUCCAACUUUAUGGGCUACAGUGUAUAAUUCCCAAUUUAUAUUUCCCUUUGCCGAAAUGGCAGAGGUCUGAAGUUCCAGUGGAUUUUAAUGCACCGUACGGUUGAAACCUUCAUUUAGGCAAGGAAUACCUUUGCUUUUAGGUAUGGCUGUUACCAGAAAAACCAAACCAUGCACCCCAGUUUCCCACCACAGAGCAACUUGAACAUCACGUGACAAAACCUGACUUAUCCUCCCGUAGGAUUUUAUGCUGUGUUCAUGUCACACAUAGUUGGUACAAGCUUGAAGAGAAAACUAUAACAGUUACUUUGCUUCCCCUGAAGUGACAUGAAUGCAACACGACUAUCCAACUCUACAGAGCAAUAUUUGGAAACUUUAUUAGCGUGCACUCAGCACUACUUAAUCAUGAGAACCGCACUGAUGUUGUGCCGUUUCAUGACGAAAACAGUAGACUGUGUAUCACCUCAUUUAUUCUCACAUUUACGAACAAUUAAACAGAAACAAAUUCCUAUUCCUGCUUACUUUAAGUCACUUUUAUGUGGAAUCUCAUCACUGUGAGUGCUCUACAUGCUAAUUCUUUCUAUUAGACGCCAAACAAUUUCCUAUGGUGGAAUUCGUUUUGUACAUAUGUAAAAUAUUAGCUAAAAACAAAAGCAUAUCUGGAUCAGAUUUGUCCCAGUCUACCAGUGAAACCAUGAGCUCUGUAAGUCAUUAUUAGUUAACAAUAACAUGGGCCGGCUAAUGCAGUUAACAUCUGUCCCUGACUGGCUCGUUCAGACGGUCCAGUUUAUAUUGCACUAUUUAUAUCCCUUCCAGGUCAAGUUAGAGCAGUUGACUGUGUAAGACUGAGAGACUUCCCUGUUUUCUAAAAUGGUUUCAUCACUUAUAUAUAUGCAUGUCAUAUAAAUGUUUUGUCUUUUUUUUCCUAUGUUUUUCCCCCCCUCAGAUAUCAGGUGAUCUCAAACCUCAAAAGUAAUCAGUAAUCACUUGUUUCCAUUUGGUUGUUUUCCAUUUCAGUGUUCAGGUUUAAAUGCUGUCUGUGGCUGCAAACUUAAGAUAUGAUGUUUACAUUAACAUGGUUACAAAACAGAACGACUAAUCUCCCUGUUCUUUUCAACUGUUUCUAUAUUUGUCUAUUAAAUAACAAUAAUUCUAGUAAAAAUAUAAAUACUUUGGUACUUACUGUACAUUUUAAAUGAAGUUUUGCCUCAGGUUGCAUCAAGUUUGUCUUUUGACUUGAUCUUAAAUGAAUCUGAUUUUCUGAAACGCAGCGGAGUGUUGGUUUAGUUAAAUACAUGAAUCUGAUGUUAAAUAAAAAUACCCCAGCUUUGUAUGUGUAGUUUACAUAUUUACAAAAAAGAACUUCAUGCACUGUGGAUCCAUUCAUCUCAAGUCUCUCCUCACAUAGAAAGGUUGCGUCACUUGCUGUUGUGUAAGUCUUAACUGAAUUUAAAAUGUCUUACUCUGAAUAUAUAUAUACAUGAAUUACAUAAGCACUUUUACAGUUUUCUAGUUUUUUUUUUUUUUUUUUUUUUUUUUUACAAUAGACUAUAGAAGAUUGUCUCUUCUCUUGUUCAUGUGUUCAGCAUUGUUGUAACAUCAACCCUGGAGGAAAAAGAAAAAUCAUGAAUGUUUCCUCUAUGAGGGGUCUCUUUGUCUUAUCCUGCUGCCACAGCAUGGCAGUUAUUCCUGUCAGAAGUCUGUAAUGUGACCUGCAGCAGUCCUAUUUCAGAUUGACACGCUGCUGCACCACUUAGCUGUAGUCUCCCCCCGAUGGUACCAUCAUAUUCACAAGACAGUGUCCUCCUUUUGUUUACAUUUCUAAUGGAGGGAAAGCCAUACCAGGAGCUUCACUGGUACACCCACAGUCAGUGUUGCCUGUAUAUACAUUUUUUUGUCUGUAUUGUAUAUUUAUAUCAUUUUGGUAUUGUACAAAAUUGUAUCUAUAUUGUUAGAAUAAAGUUCUUCUUGUAGGGAAAAGUA
This is a messenger RNA of Seriola aureovittata, 8864 nucleotides long. RefSeq names its product sodium channel, voltage-gated, type IV, alpha, a (gene scn4aa). Gene Ontology annotation, cellular component: voltage-gated sodium channel complex; plasma membrane; axon. Gene Ontology annotation, molecular function: protein binding; voltage-gated sodium channel activity; calcium ion binding. The record is from RefSeq and is a predicted model, not a curated record. Bases 199 to 5940 code for a protein of 1913 amino acids. Gene Ontology annotation, biological process: membrane depolarization during action potential; sodium ion transmembrane transport; neuronal action potential. The transcript is spliced from 27 exons. Lineage: Eukaryota; Metazoa; Chordata; Actinopteri; Carangiformes; Carangidae.